This is a messenger RNA of Punctularia strigosozonata HHB-11173 SS5, 1605 nucleotides long. RefSeq names its product carboxylesterase. The transcript has 14 exons. The record is from RefSeq and is a predicted model, not a curated record. Bases 1 to 1605 code for a protein of 534 amino acids. Lineage: Eukaryota; Fungi; Basidiomycota; Agaricomycetes; Corticiales; Punctulariaceae.
AUGUUGGUGCGAAUUUUUCUCACAUCGCUGCUGGGAGCUGCGGCAGCCAGUGUUGGGCCGGCUUUGCUGGCCCAUACGACCUCUGGCCCCGUCCAAGGGUUUAUGGACGACACCAACGGAACCACCGUCCAGCUCAAGAAGUGGUACGGUAUUCGUUAUGCGCAAGACACGUCUGGCAACAACCGCUGGCGUCCGCCUCGGCCAUACUCGUCGAAGGCGACCUUCGAUGGACACGCCUUUGGGCCUGCGUGCAUCCAGGCGGCUGCUGACGGCGGUAACGGCACUGAAGUCCAAAGCGAAGAUUGCCUACGCAUCAACGUGAUUGCGCCUGUCAAUGCAUCGGGCCUGCCUAUCUACCUCUACACGCAUGGCGGGGGAUACACGACCGGCGCCUCGUCAGAUCCCAAAAUCGACGGAUCUUACAUGGCCGAACGAGGCCUCGUCUUCGCCAGCUAUAACUACCGCCUCGCACUGUUCGGCUACCCGCAUUCGUCAGAGAUCAAGGCCUCGGGUGCAACACAGAAUAUCGGCUUACUCGAUACUCGGGCUGCUGUUGAGUGGAUACGAGCGAACGCGCGAGUUUUCGGUGGAGACCCAGACAAAAUUGUCCUCGGAGGCGAGUCCGUUGGAGCAGAGACAACCAACCAAUAUAUGUCCGGUUGGCCUGACGACCCUCUCAUUCGUGGGGCGGUCAUGCAAAGCGCUGACACCGCGCAGCCCAUGUGGCCGAUUGACCAGCAACUCAAGAUUAUCGCCACGAAUGUCAGUUGCACGACCGGGAAGGGCAUGUUGGAUUGCUUGCGCAAAACGCUGGUGCUGGAGCUGCAAAGCGCGCAGAUCAGCACGAACGCGCAAUUUCAGCCUGUAACUGACAAUCGCACCAUCUUCUAUGAUUACGUGGCCCAGACCAAGGCGGGGCAUACGAACAAGGUGCCGUUGCUAAUUGGCACGAACCACGAUGAAGGCACACUCAUUGUGAAUACAGAGCCUACUGCAUACUUCAGCAAUAUAUCUGCUUACUGUAAAAGCAACAACUUGAACAUUCCCUGGAACAACGUAACCAAGCUAGAGGAACUUUAUCCCGUGCCGUCGACGCAGUUCCCAGCAACCUUCAAUGCAACUGCUGGAAUGUGGAGAGACGCUCACAUGCUUUGCCUGGCCCAUAAUCUGGCCACUCACCGGACGGACGAUUUGGUGUUGCCGGUGUGGAGGUACCGGUUCGACUUGCUGGCGUCCAACCUUAACUCUCAAGGCACUAGCAUUGGAACAUUUCAUGGCUCAGAUAUUCGUUUCGUAAUGGGAACCUGGAGGACCAUUAUCAAAUCGCAGCCAUUUGUUGCUGCAACUCCGGAGGAGAUAGCAAUCUCAAACCUUAUGGUUACUGCUUGGACCAACUUCAUCAAGGAUCCCACUAAAGGCCCGGAAAUACCUGGCUGGAAGAAGUAUGACACCAAGGAUACAACGUCGCUUGCCAUCCUCGGCUUGAACACUAAUGGAGCUGAUCCUGGCGAUCACUUUUCGGCGGAUGCAUCAUGCGCGUACUGGAACAAGUUACUUCACAUAUUUCCUCAGACAUUCCCGGAAUGUGGUAGCUGGACUUGCUGA